Labeo rohita (rohu) is the source of this 4312-nucleotide messenger RNA. It is a transcript of the gene tmeff2a, whose product is annotated as transmembrane protein with EGF-like and two follistatin-like domains 2a. The coding region runs from base 935 to 1981 and encodes 348 amino acids. Lineage: Eukaryota; Metazoa; Chordata; Actinopteri; Cypriniformes; Cyprinidae. The transcript is spliced from 10 exons. The record is from RefSeq and is a predicted model, not a curated record. Gene Ontology annotation, molecular function: protein binding.
UAAAUGUCGUCUUUUGACCCGUAUCCAUUAACGCGUCUCUGCAUAUCCAUUUCCACCGCCGAGAUCAUCCGGGAGCGUCGCAGACAGUCGUGAACUCCGCCUGGUCCCUCGGUUCCCUCGUCUAAUGCUGUAAGUCUUUUGUUUAGGACAUGGGGAUCAUUUCACAACGCUGCAAGUUUCCAAUCGAUUUCUGCUGCCGUCGCGCUCAGAGCAGCAGUGCUCAAUUACUGAGAAGACUUUCUCGGCAUGGCCCUUCGCCCACGCGUUUGCAAAGCAAGGGUACACUAUUCUGCGCUGCCCGUCGAUAUGCUCGAGCUGGACCAUCGCCUCGCUCCUGACACUCCUGCAUCCCUCUCGACCAAUCAGAGGCGCGGCAUCGUCCCGCCCCUCCCGGUUCCUUGAGAACACGUGAUCCGAAGCGGUCUGGAAACCUGCCGCUCGCCUUCAGUGCGUUAUUGUGGUUCACAGGUACAGAGGAAUGGCCCUCCGCGAGACUCUGACAAACUCACGGCUCUCCGCGAGCGCACGGAGUGAGGACGGAGGACAGUCUCUCUAAGCCGCGCCUCAGUGGAUGUUGUAACUUCGGCAUGUCACUCGAAUGGGAUAUAUGAUUUUUGUGCCCCACUUCUGCUUCUUAAAAACACCCCUCGCGUCUUUUUAUUUUCGCCCUGCUUUCUGAACAUCUCGCUUACCCACUUCCCUCCAUCUCCUCCCCUGUCAUCGCACCCAGACCUCUCUCUCUCUCAUACCGCAUCUGCACCCUCUCGCUUCGGGCGGAUCCUCGCUCUGGUCAUCCAGAAACAACUGCUUCAUGGGGCACACUCCUUCCGUCGGAAAAUGUCCCUCUCUUGGCUUCUAAGCGCACCGGCAAAGUUGACAACAUUAGGACCAGGGCUGUCGUUGCGCGUCUGUGAGCAGUGUCGGGGGAACUGAAAUGGGUGUCACGGUGGCGGCGGCCCUGCACGAGCCCCGAAGUCCGCACCAGUGGAGCCGGAUAGUGGGACACUGGGUAUGGAUUGCAGUCUUGUCCUUUCUCGCCACUUUCCCGGUGCAACAACUUGGCGCUUUCCCGUCCUCCCUCAGCGACUGUCAGACUCCGACUGGAUGGAAUUGCUCGGGGGAUGAUGACCGGGACACAGAUCUCUUCCUUUGUGACACCAACACUUGCAAGUUUGACGGCGAGUGUCUCAGAAUUGGGGACAUAAUAACAUGUAUAUGCAACUUUAAGUGCAACAAUGAUUAUGUUCCUGUGUGCGGCUCCAACAAUGAAAACUACGAAAACGAGUGUUUUCUGCGGAGAGAUGCCUGCAAACAGCAGACCGAGAUCCUGGUGGUCUCUGAGGGAUCCUGCCCAGCCGAUGCUGGUUCGGGAUCAGGAGAUGAAGCAGGGAACGAGGGUUCGGCGGAGAAUGGACAGAAGGAGACGUCCACCUGUGACAUUUGCCAGUUUGGGGCUGAGUGUGAUGUCGAUGCUGAAGAUGUCUGGUGCGUUUGUAACAUCGACUGCUCCCACAUCAGUUUCAACCCCGUGUGCGCAUCAGACGGCCGUUCGUACGACAACCCCUGCCAGGUAAAAGAGGCGUCGUGUCAGCGGCAGGAACGAAUCGAGGUCAAGUUCCUGGGUCACUGUCAGGGCGACAUGAUUACAGGCACCAAAGCAGGAGAUGGACAAUAUGCCAGGACAGAUUACACAGAGGAGAAGCCUGAGGUCUCAGAGGUGGCGAGAGGGCUCUACAUCCCCUGCCCUGAGCACUAUAAGAACUAUUGUGUUCACGGAGACUGUGAAUAUCCCAACAUGCUCUCAACACCGUCCUGCAGCUGUCACUCAGGAUUCAGCGGUCCACAGUGUGACACUAAGGAGUAUAACGUGCUGUACGUGGUGCCUGGCUCUGGAAAGCUCCGCUACGUCCUCAUCGCGUCUGUCAUUGGGGCUCUGCAGGUGGCCAUCAUAUGUGUAGUGGUGCUGUGUAUCACCCGAUGAAUACAAUCAGAGUUGGCUAAACAUUAGCUGCGUCCCAAUUCAAAGACUGCAGCUUUCGGAGAAUGGAUCCUUCGGAGGAUGCGGCCGACUUGGCCUACGAAGGACACUCCCAGUCUAGCCUUCGCAGGAUUUCCUAAUUGCGGCUUCUUCUGGUGUAUCCUUCAUUUGCCGGCAAAACGGAGGGUGCAUUUCAAGUCGCGUUCGGUAGCGCUUUUUGUCACGCCGCGGUGACGUAAUCGGCCUUUAAAUGCAGCCUUCGGAGGAUGCAUCGUGAAUUGGGACGGUCUUCAUUGCGCCACUGUGACGCAAUCGACCUUCAAAUGCAGCCUUUGUAGGACCCGGCCUCUAAAUUGAGACGGCCUUCGUCGCGUCGCCGUGACACAAUCGGCCUUCAAAUACGCACUUCGAAGGAUGUAGCCUACGAAUUGGGACGCAGCUAGAAAAUAAUGUCUUGGCUCUUCCAAGCUUUAUAGUGAAUUGCUGUUGAGAUUUUGAAGCCCAAAAAAACUGUAUCCAUCAAUGCUUUGUGUAAGAAAAAUAUCCAUAUUUAAAACUUUAUAAACCAUAAUCCUCAGUGGAGGAUGUAGGCCUAUCGUAAGCUCCGAAUAAGCUUGUUUCAAGCUUUUUUAGAAGUUUUGUUUACAGCAAAGAAAAACCGCGUGGCUUAUAUCAAAAUCCUCUGACAUUUUUCUUUACAAAUCCUCAUUUUGUACUUCUAAUUUGUGACCAGUGUUUUUUUUUUGUUGUUGUUGUUGCUCUCUCACCUCUGUGCUUCCGCAUUCCUCACCAUGUUCGCCUACGUCCAACAUUAUCCGCUGGAACGCCACUCUCACGUGAACGCGCGUACAAUAGUUAGUGGAAGCUACAGAUUACAGUUUAUAAAGUUUUAGCCAUGUGGAAUACUUUUUAUGAUGGAUGGAUGCAGUUUUUUUGGCUUCAAAAUCUCAGCACCCAUUCACUGCCAUUAUAAAGCUUGGAAGAGCCAGGACAUUUUUUAAUGUAACUUCAAUUGCAUUCUUCUGAAAGAAGGGUCGAAAAAUCAUGGGGUAAUUUUCAUUUUUGGGCGAACUAUGCCUUUAAAAACCAAAUCAACAUAUUAGAAUGAUUACUGAAGAAUUAAGUAAGUACCAGAAUUAAUUACAUUUUUUUUAAAAUACAUUCAAAUAGAAAACAGGUAUUUUAAAUUGUAAUAUUUCACAAUAUUACUGCGUUUAUGAUUAAAGAAAUAAAAGACUUCUUUCAAAAACAGCAGUUCCAAAAAGCCUGACAUUUUUGCACUAAACAAAAUUGCACAAAUAAGGAUUAUUUCUUCAAAUAAUAAUAAAAAAUAUAGCUGCAAGCAGUGAUUACUAGGGUUCAAGAGCGUUUUAGCAUAUUAGGAAAAAGACAUUGCAUAUUAUUUAGCAAGGGUGUACCCACCUAAAUCAAUGGUUAAAAAGCAUUUUUGGCAAAUCCAGGUAAUUUACCAUAGAAAUAUGGUGUUUUUUAAUGUUUGUGACUGUUAUAGUGCCAGCUUUGACUGGAUCCCCUUAAAACUUUGCAUGCUUGUUUAGAAUCACCUGUCGCAUGUGUUUACCAGUUUUCAUGAAGCUUUGAGUUUUCCUUUAGGCAAACGAUUUGAUUGACGGUGGUGGUUCUAGAGGCAAAGUUGUCUGAAAUGAGGAGUUCUAUCGUAUGAUAGGAAUAUCGUGCAUAUGUGUGAAAAACCAUGCAACGUACCAUCAUUUACAGUCUUUAAAAAUGCGAUAGGUCCUAUCCAAACUCAUGCCAUUGUUUGAGCAAAUGUUGUGUCAUACCCACUCGGACAGCUCAAACAGCUCAGCUUGCAAUUCCAUUUGGUGUCGCUAGUGGCACAGAAAUUACCCACUCAAACAUAUUACAGUCAAAAUAAUGAAUAGUACUUUUGACAAAUAUGUUAUGAAUAGAAUCAUAAUAACAUUACUUAAAGACUCCAGUCAAAAAGUAUUUGUCAGUAUAAAUUUGUAUGGACCAGAGAAAUAUAUACAGUAGGAUUCAUUGUUAAUUUAGCUUCGUUGUCAGUAUUCAUUUAUCCAUUCUCUUCUCCAGUAAAAGAAACAGCCCCUUCAGGGCAAAGAGUCUGUGAGCUGUUGCUUAAAGUCAUAUCGGUGGAAAACAGUGAUGAAUACUAAUGCAGAAGAAAAACAUCUGAUCUCCGAACUCUAAAUAAGAAGCUAUUUUUGUAGCAAAGGCUUUUUUAAGCUCUAAAAAUAAAAAAAAGUUUUUUCCUUCCAGGCAUUGUUUUGAUUAGAAAUAACAUGGAGUUGUCUGGUGGAGGAAAGUUACAUGUAUGAUAAGGAUGUUCUUUUGCUU